Messenger RNA from Andrographis paniculata, 3909 nucleotides. Its product is annotated as 5'-3' exoribonuclease 3. The coding region runs from base 348 to 3653 and encodes 1101 amino acids. Gene Ontology annotation, cellular component: nucleus. NCBI's taxonomy places the organism in Eukaryota, Viridiplantae, Streptophyta, Magnoliopsida, Lamiales, Acanthaceae. The record is from RefSeq and is a predicted model, not a curated record. Gene Ontology annotation, biological process: nuclear-transcribed mRNA catabolic process. Gene Ontology annotation, molecular function: RNA binding; 5'-3' RNA exonuclease activity; zinc ion binding. The transcript is spliced from 23 exons.
CAACGGUGGGGGGGCCGCAGGGUUAGGGUUUAUCCUGGCAUUGUGAUUCUUGUGCCUUGAUUCGCAUAUUCUAUCGCAUUUAGGGUUGGAUUGAUUGAUUGAUGAUCCUUCAUUUCAAGUUUCUACAUGGAUUCUUGAAUCAGCAUCAUUCAAUUGCUUAUUUGUUUUUCUCCUUUGCUAUGCUGAUUUGAGUUGGGCAUCAUUGCUUGCAUCGUUUCGUUAAUUUUAAUCCCCAAUUCGAGCAAUUUUCUCUACAAUUUUAUUAUUUUCGAUUCCGUUAGGGCUUCUGUGAUUGCUUUGGUGGGGUAAUUCUUGUAUACGCGCUGUGGUCUGGCUGAGCUUGAGCAAUGGGAGUUCCGGCGUUUUACCGGUGGCUGGCGGAGAAGUAUCCGAUGGUGGUGGUGGAUGUGAUUGAGGAGGAGCCGGUGGAAAUCGAAGGUAUUAAAAUUCCGGUGGAUACGAGCAAGCCAAAUCCUAACAACAUCGAGUACGAUAAUUUGUAUCUUGAUAUGAAUGGAAUCAUACACCCGUGCUUCCAUCCUGAGGACCGCCCUUCUCCAACGACAUUUGAUGAGGUGUUUCGGUGCAUAUUUGACUAUAUAGAUAGGCUUUUUGUGAUGGUACGACCACGGAAGCUGCUUUUUAUGGCAAUUGAUGGUGUGGCACCCAGAGCUAAGAUGAAUCAACAACGAUCAAGGCGGUUUCGAGCAGCCAAAGAUGCUGCAGAUGCGGCAGCUGAAGAGGAAAGGCUUCGGGAAGAGUUUGAGCGUGAAGGCAGGAAGCUCCCUCCCAAACAAGAAUCACAACUCUUCGACUCAAAUGUUAUUACACCUGGAACCCCAUUCAUGGCGGUUCUAUCUGUUGCUCUGCAAUAUUACAUUCACAUGAGACUAAAUCAUGACCCUGGGUGGAAAAACACCAAGGUUAUACUUUCUGAUGCAAAUGUUCCUGGUGAGGGGGAACAUAAGAUCAUGUCAUAUAUCCGUCUCCAAAGGAAUCUUCCUGGUUAUGACCCAAAUACCCGUCAUUGCCUGUAUGGGUUGGAUGCUGAUCUGAUCAUGUUGGCUUUGGCAACCCAUGAAGUCCAUUUUUCUAUACUUAGGGAGGUUGUAUUUACUCCUGGACAGCAAGACAAAUGCUUUCUCUGUGGUCAAAUGGGACACCUAGCUGCAGAUUGUCAAGGUAAAGUAAAGAGAAAGGCUGGGGAGUUUGACGAGAAAGGCGAUGCGGAGAUUGUGCCUAAAAAGCCCUAUCAGUUCCUCAACAUCUGGACUCUCCGCGAAUAUUUAGAAUAUGAGAUGAGGAUUCCUAAUCUUCCAUUUGAGCUUGAUCUUGAACGAAUUAUUGACGACUUUAUCUUCAUGUGCUUCUUUGUGGGCAAUGACUUCUUGCCACAUAUGCCCACUCUUGAGAUUCGUGAGGGCGCAAUCAACUUGCUGAUGACUGUUUAUAAAAAAGAGUUGAGGGCUAUGGGUGGCUACUUGGUUAAUGGAAAAAUGCCAAACCUGAGCCAGGUGGAGUACUUUAUUCAAGCUGUGGGAUCAUUUGAAGAUAAAAUAUUUCAGAAAAGGGCUCGCUUGCAUAAGAGACAAGCCGAAAGAGUCAAGCGUGAUAAAUCUCAAGCUAAAAGAGGGGAUGAUUCUGAACCAACAAACAGGCCUGAUUCUCUUGUUCCUGUUUCUCGAUUUCAUGGUUCUCGACUUGCUUCUGGUCCUUCACCCUCACCCUAUCAGCCCAAGGGUUCAGUUUCUGGUAGGCACAAUCAACAUGGCCAAGUUACCAGAAGUAUGUCAGAUCUUGAUAUUGCUGGAAAGGCACCAAAAGUUGCUCGAUUGGAUUCUGGAGCCACUAUUGGCGCUGCUAUUGUAGAGGCUGAGAAGAGCCUAGAAGUGGAAGAAAGUGAAAACAAAGAAGAGUUGAAAUCCAAGCUGAAAGAGUUGCUUCGCGAGAAGUCUGAUGUAUUUAAUAUGGAAACUCAAGAUGAGGAUAAGAUCAAAUUGGGAGAACCAGGGUGGAAAGAGAGGUAUUAUGAAGAGAAGUUUCUUGCAACAUCUCCCGAGGAACUUGACGCACUACGAAAAGAUGUGGUUUUGAAAUACACAGAAGGGUUAUGCUGGGUUAUGCACUACUAUUAUGAGGGCGUCUGUUCCUGGCAAUGGUUUUAUCCGUACCAUUAUGCUCCAUUUGCUUCAGACCUUGUAAAUCUUGGACAAUUGAACAUAAACUUUGAGCUUGGAACUCCAUUUAAGCCAUUCAAUCAAUUGCUUGGGGUGUUUCCUGCUGCAAGUGCUCAUGCUCUGCCUGAGCAAUACAGGAAGCUGAUGACUGAUCCUAAUUCACCUAUAAUAGAUUUCUAUCCUACAGACUUUGAAGUGGACAUGAAUGGCAAGCGGUUCUCCUGGCAGGGUGUGGCCAAAUUGCCCUUCAUUGAUGAGCAACGUCUACUUGAAGAAGUGGCAAAAAUUGAACACACUCUUACGGAGGAGGAAGCUCGUAGGAACAGUGUGAUGUCUGACAUGCUUUUUGUGUCAUUAUCUCAUACUCUAUCACCGUAUAUAUUUUCCCUUGAUGAUCGCUGUAAGCAGCUGCCUGAUAAAGAAAGAACUACUGUUAGGGAGAAGCUUGAUCCAGGAGCCAGUGGUGGAAUGAAUGGCUAUAUUUCUCUUUGCACUGGGGAUCCUUGCCCUCCUCUCUUCAGAUCACCUAUUCAAGGGAUGGAAGACAUUAUGAGCAAUCAAGUCAUAUGUGCUAUAUACAGUCUACCAGACUAUCACGAACACAUUGCUCGACCUCCCCCAGGUGUUACUUUCCCAAAGAAGACUGUAACUGUUGGUGAUCUACGACCAGAGCCAGUACUUUGGCAUGAAGAUUCCGGAAGGCGCCCAUUCGACAAUGGAAGGUAUAACAACAACAAUAACAAUCGGCACAACGACAACAGGCACAACAACCGGCACAACAACAACAGCAUGAACGGCGCUGUAACCGGCCGACACCUCGGAGAUGCUGCACAUCGCCUUGUUUCUAACAGCUUACAGCUAAGACGAGACAACAACGGUCACCCCAACCACAUGCACCCUCCCUACCCACCAGCCGAUCCACAGCGUUAUCAGGCUUAUCGGAACCCUAUGUACCCUCCCCCAGAUCAUGCCGUGGUGCAACCAAAUUCGACCUAUUACCCGCCCCGACCUUCGAGCUCCAUGCCUUACCGGCAACAAUACACCGCCCCACCUCCACGUAAUCCCCCUCCAACCGUCCCCAACCCUAGAUACAACCGAACCCAAAAUCCUCCCCCCGAGCCGAACCAUAGGUAUGCAGCACCCCAACCCCAGGACAACUCGAGACCUGGAUACUACGCCCAAGGUCAACCCCAACCGGGAUACGGAUACUCCCCGUACACUGCACACAAUUCUGGUGAGCCUCUGAUCCGGCCGGGUGUUUACUAUCAUCAGCUGGGCGGGUACAAUGGAGGAGGAUCUGAAGAUGAACGAUCCUACGGACACGGUAACUAUAGCAAUCGAGGCAGUGGCGGCGGUAGAUCAGGUGAUUCUUAUUCGGACAGGGGAUACAAUCAGCAACGCCACCCGGGGAACCAGUUUGCGGGCCGGGGCAGGGACGGAGGCAGACGACCACCGCACUCGGAUUACAGGCGGUAGAGCCAGAGCGAGGCAUUCCCAGGUUUUUUAUCUGGCCUAGGCUGUGGAUGUUCGAACAGCGAUGGCGUAGGUAUGAAUGCUAGUUAGGUCCCGAGGGGUCGGGGGAUCGGGCCGGGCCGGGCUGGGUUUUGUUGUAUCCUUUGAAGUUAAUCGUGUUGUACUAUCAUAUAUAGAUUGAUUGAUUAUGGAUGUAUAUGGAAAUUGGAACGUUACUUAACUACAUAAAGCAGGUACCCAAAUUGAACCCUUCCCAAUA